CAGCACUAACCCUGCGAAGUCCAUUCUUAACCGGUCGUCUCGGUCUGUUCUCGAAACCGGUCGAUGAGUCGGACGACGCGACCGACCUCCGCUCCAACCGCGGCCUCCUCCGGAUCUUCCUCCUCGCGCACUUCCCCCGAUCCGGAACUCGCGGUCCACGGCCCUCCACCGACCCGGAAUCUUCCUUCACGACCGACCCUUCCGACCCCAGGGAAUCCGCGUCCUCGAUCGACGUCGAGCUCGGCCCGAAAUUCCCAGUCCCUUCCUUCGAAGACGCUGACCCAGCCUGCCGACGCUUCUCCCGCAGGAUUGUCGCCAAAGCUCCUCGUUCAACCGGACGAUCCGGCUUCCCGUCCGGAAGAUUUGACUUCGCGUCCGGAAGAUCCGGUUUCAGGUCCGGAAGACCCGGUUUAACGUCCGGAAGACCCGGUUUCCCGUCCGGAAGAUCUGGUUCCGAUUCCUCCUCGUCAAGAUCGGUGACCUUCGGGUGGUCGUCCACAUACCAUCUGGUACACCCUCGCACUUCACCUUUCUUCUCCUCUGCGCUUACGAUCGAAAUUUCCGAUAUGGAUCUCGUUAAUUCCGGCGUGACGUCAGUUUCCG
Messenger RNA from Bemisia tabaci, 603 nucleotides. The record is from RefSeq and is a predicted model, not a curated record. NCBI's taxonomy places the organism in Eukaryota, Metazoa, Arthropoda, Insecta, Hemiptera, Aleyrodidae.